Molecule: messenger RNA, 2444 nt
Organism: Paramisgurnus dabryanus
Lineage: Eukaryota; Metazoa; Chordata; Actinopteri; Cypriniformes; Cobitidae
Product: interferon-induced protein 44-like
Biological process (GO): immune response
Source: RefSeq, a predicted model, not a curated record
CUUUGCAGUGGUUUCAUUCUGUCCAGUAAGGACAGCUGAAUGAGUCGACAUCAUCAGCUGUGUUAGAGACUGAAAUCUGCAUCAAUAAAUCCAGAAAAAGGCCACAAUAAACAAUGGGGGGACAAGCUCAAUCAAAACCUGAAUUGCCUGCCCCGGAAUUUGAAAAACCAUGGAGAACAUUUGAUUGGAGCCAAAAGGAAAAGCUGAAAGAAAAGCUAGAGAAGUUCUCUGUGAAUAAUCCAGAUGCAAGAAACGUCAGGAUUCUGCUAGCUGGACAAAUUGGAGCAGGAAAGUCCAGCUUCAUAAACUCGAUUAACAGCGCCUUUCAAGGAGAGAUUAUUAAUGAAGCGCUUGCUGGUUCAGCUGCUGGUGCGAGUUACAGUUUCACCAAAAAUCUCACCACGUAUGAAAUCAGAAAUGAACGUGGAGAAGUGUUGCCUUUUGUCUUCAGUGAUAUAAUGGGCUUAGAAGCUGAAACGUUGGCUGGGUUACAAGUAGAUGACAUCAUCAGCACCAUACUUGGCCAUGUAAUGGAGGACUAUAAAUUCAAAGAAGGCAAAGCAAUCACUUUUGAAGAUGAAUAUUACAAAGAAAACCCUUUGGCCUCUGACCAGACUUUCUGCCUGGUUUACAUCAUAGCUGCAGGAUCAGUCAAUUUCAUAGAACGACGACUUUUUGAGAAGUUGAAGAUUGUUCGUGAGAGAAUCAGUGAAAAGGGGAUUCCUCAAGUGAUUGUCAUGACCAAAGUUGAUGAAGCAUGUCCACUGGUGAAGGAUGAUCUGAAGAAGAUCUACACUAGCAAGAAGAUUAAAAACCAGAUGGAGACAUGCAGUAUGGAAGUGGGUGUACCGAUGAGCAACAUAUUCCCAGUGAAGAACUACCAUGAGGAGAUUGACACAAAGGAUGAAAUUGAUGUUCUGAUUUUAAAGGCAGUUGAUCAGAUUGUACGUUCGGCUAAAGGAAAAGUGGCAAAGGGUGCUUUAAACUGAGGGGAAGUUGAUGCAUCGUAUUUACACUUUCUGGCUAUAUUUGCUGCAGUGCACAUUCAGUUUGCAUAUUCCACACUGAAAAUAUAAUUAGUUAAAUCUUUAAUACCUAAAAAAACAUCCUUAAGUGAAAUAGGAAUAGUAUGUAACAAAUGAUUGUUUAGUGUAGUUAGUUCAGUGUAGACAUUAUUAUUCAAAUAAAAUAAGUAUCAGCUACUGUGUAUCUGCAAAGUGACACACAUUUGGUUGGUUUUUGAUCAUUAAAAAUAGGUACAAUUUGCACUUGGAGUUCCCAGCUAACAGAAAAAAGUUCUAAGAACAUUCCUUGAAAGCUCCCACAAAAAGUAUCCAGUUUUUUAUGUUUAGGAAGGUUCAUGGUUGUGUGAAUGUUAGAGGAAUGUUAUGAUGUUUUUAAUGUUUUGCAGUGUUUAAAAGACAUAUUUUUAUUUUAAGAAAUUUUUCAUGUAAAAAUAAUAGAAAAACAUUAUAUUUUAUUAUUUUAAAACUGAUAUAAAACAUUACUUAUGAUGCAGGGUUCACACCAGAUGCGGUAGAGGUGGCAAGCGUGAGUGAUUUACGCGUUAAGUCAAUGCAAAGACGUGAAAAGGCAUCAUGUGGCGUGGAUGCCGUGUUCCACGUGAAUUGCAAACGCACAAGUUGAAAAAUCUGAACUUGGGCAAAUUUCUGCGCUGCGUUUACCCAAUCAGGACCUUGCUGUAGUAGUGACGUGAUUACAGGAAGAGAGCGGAGUCUCAGCGGAGUCGCAGAAGCCCAUCCCAUGAUGCAAAUUUUCGUGUGAAUGUCUCGAAUGACUAGAAUUUCACGCGCAGCUUUCAUGCGCAAAUGAAGAGAGUACACUCCAAAUGUUAAAGCGUCCAACUAUGGUGAAUAGUGUGUUUUUGCCACCUUUACCUCGGGUGGUGUGAACUUUCAGGGGGUGUUCUUAAAAUGUAUGCCGCCAUGGUUUUUAAAAAUAAUGAUGCCGCCAUGGUUUUUUAACAACUUGAUCUCAUGGAAAGUCGUGUUAUAGUAAUGAAAAAUCUUUUUUAUUUAUUUGUGUCUAAGGCACGAAAUUUAGCUUUUUUCGUGCCUUGAGCACAAAUGUCUUUUUCGUGACACUUGCACAAAUCUCUAUAAACAGUUUUUCGUGUCCGUGGCACAACUUUUUUUCGUGUCAUUUUAUGUAUUGUUUUCUCUUUUUUCCCCUAUUUUUAAAUCACUGUCGCUUGGGGUUAGGGGUUAGAUUUGGGGUUUGGGUUAGGAUGUUCUUUUAUGUAUUGGUUUCUACAUGUUUUUUUUUUCCGCUUUUAAAACUAUUCUCACCUGGAGUUGGGGUUUGGGUUAUGAUGUCUAAAACUGUAACAGUAAGGUCUUGCUUAUUUGUGUUUUUCUACCUUGUCCAUACUAUAUCUUUUUUUCUUCACUUGUUUUAUCGUUCCUGUCACAUUCACAUUUCUC